This is a messenger RNA of Schizosaccharomyces japonicus yFS275, 555 nucleotides long. RefSeq names its product GINS complex subunit Psf2. Gene Ontology annotation, cellular component: nucleus; chromatin; nuclear chromosome. Gene Ontology annotation, biological process: DNA replication; nuclear DNA replication. Lineage: Eukaryota; Fungi; Ascomycota; Schizosaccharomycetes; Schizosaccharomycetales; Schizosaccharomycetaceae. The coding region runs from base 1 to 555 and encodes 184 amino acids. The transcript has a single exon. The record is from RefSeq and is a predicted model, not a curated record.
AUGUCAUCAGCAACAGCGCUGUGCUGCACUUUGUCGCCAGAAGAAAUAGAGUUUCUGGCGGAAAAUAUGAAAAUAGAAAUUGUUCCUUUGGAAACCAUGGACCAGCUCCCACUCAUCAGUUGCACGAUACCCGUAAUGAAACCUCCUAGAAAGCUGAAAAUCCCUCUCUGGUUGGCAUUGAAAUUGAAAACUCAAGGCCGUGCAAGAAUCGUGCCGCCAGAAUGGUUGAAUGUAGCAACAUUAGAGCAGCUCCGCAACGAGGAGAUUGAGCAGGAUGCGUUCGCUCCGCUUCCUUUCCAUUGGCUUGAAGUAGCACAAAUGCUGCUUCGAGACUGUGCUGACGACAUGGAAGACGUGGAGCAGAUUCAGCGAUUGCUUCUAGAGUUGCGUGAAGCUCGGCAAAACAAGGCCCGCAAAGGUUUGGAGGCAGUAAACGAAGUACAGCUGGGCGUCGAUAAUCUAGGAGCCAUGGAAAUUAACGAAAUCCGGCCCUUUUUUACUCAAAUCAUGAAUCGGAUGCAGAAAGUCGUGCAGGCAUCGAAGGAGGGAGAGUGA